This is a messenger RNA of Trametes versicolor FP-101664 SS1, 1782 nucleotides long. RefSeq lists its product as uncharacterized. Lineage: Eukaryota; Fungi; Basidiomycota; Agaricomycetes; Polyporales; Polyporaceae. The record is from RefSeq and is a predicted model, not a curated record. The transcript is spliced from 4 exons. The coding region runs from base 1 to 1782 and encodes 593 amino acids.
AUGCCGCAGCUCCCGGCUCAGCUGUGGGAGCCAGCCCAUCUAGCCCUAUGCGCUGAGUGCAAGCGGCUCGGUCAGGCGGACACGCUCGCCAUCCUACAGUGCGCCGACCGCGUUGGCCUCAUCGCGCUGCCCCUCUGUCGGACUCUCGAAUCCGGAAAGGCACGCCGUGGACGUUUCAUCACGACAAACGUCGCUAGCUGCGGAAAACGGUUCCAUUGUCCGUAUCGCGCCGUCGUACUCACCCAGGACGCGUUAGCGGAGGCUCUGCAAGUCGGCUCUCCCACUCCUAUCGAGGUCUUCCUCCUCCGCCACGACUCAAAACUUCCUCCGAGACCUAGGGGCACGUUCUCGCACUUCGGGGUUUGUCUCUGGCCUGAAUGGUACAGCAACGAUGCGCUCGCCUCCUUCCACAUCGCCCCUCGCAGUAUCAAAGUACUGGCUACCCUUGGCGUAACCCUAUCGCCCUUACACAUCCAACGCGCGGAGGAAGAGAUUACAUUGACGACCACUAUUCAAGUCGCCUGCGCUAGUAAUGCCGAAUACAGGCGUCAGGAAGGCGGUGUCGUCCAAACUAUACGAGUACAGCUUGUCCUCACACGACUUAACGGGACGAUGAAGGAUACCAUGGCACGCUUUACGAUCACGAACACCGACCAUGCACCGUCCCGCGAUUCGACCUCUGCCAGCUCUCAGCAUACGUCUUCGCCCGGGCAUAACCCCGCGGACAAGAAUACCUCGCUACUGUUCCAUAGCGAAGAAAGUAGUACCUCUGAAGUAUACUCGAGCGGGAACUCGACCGACACGAUCGCCAGUGCGGACUUUCUAGUCCCCUCGAGCCUUGGCUGGGAGGGCGCUUCCUGCGAGACCCGACUCCUGCGGGUCGCUCUAGAGCUCCCGGUGGAAGGCAACAUGCUUCGCCACCACAAAGACUUAUGGCUCUCCGUCGAGGUCUCGGAACCGCAUCGACUCUCCCGGAACCGCAAUGGGAGCCCCUGCAGUCGCACGCUGCUUACCAACGACAUGAGCGACGACGAGGCGUCUCUAGCUUCCGAUGACGCUACCCCGUUGUUGCAGUCCGAGCUUUCCAUAGCUUCCAAACCCUCGGAACGAUCUGUCCUCGCGACACCUCCGCCAACGGCCGCUACAUACGCCCCCAUUCAAGCAGUACCAUCGGAGACUGUCUUCCCCUCAGAGGCCGAUCGUAUGCAGCCGCCGGUAGGGUGCGCGUGUGCGGUUCCCCUAGGAUACGGAAACACUACACAUGAUGUCCUUGCUCGGCCGGGCCCUGGGGCAAGCAUGUCAUUCGAGGUGCCUCCGUUCAAUCCGGGUAUCGUCACCUGGGAGUUGGAGGCGUACGGAAGCUCUGCUUUCUGCGGUGCUGCUCCGGAGAUGCCUAUGGAGCUGGACUCGGCGGAGGAUACGUGGAGGCACGAUGUGCAGGCAGCGAAUUCGCACGAGGACAACAUAGCCGCGUUGCGGUACGAGAACGACGCGCUGCGAGCGCAGAUCGCCCGCCUGUCGUCGCAGAUGCAGGAUGUCGUUUUGAACAUGUCCGCGGUCUCCGCGCGCCUCGACGCUCUGCCCAGCUCACAAGAUGUCGUGUUCCAGCCCAAGGCUCCAUCGCCUCUCCCGGAGGGCAAGAUCGAUGACGAGAAUACAGCGGAGAGCGCGUGCUCACCGUCCCCGGUGAACUCGGAUGCUGAUCUCCUGGCAGCCGCGAUGCUGAAAGGGAAGCGGAAGGCAUCCAUCCCAGUCCUCGUAGACGAGGAUGAGGUCGAGUAG